CUCAAUUAAACCUCAUUCCAUCUCGCCAUCCGUUCAAUACAUUCCUCGUCUUCCUCUUCCGACCAUCUCCAAUCCCUCCCACAUCCCGAUCUUUACAAUGGCCGACCAAGUGCAGGAGCUCCUCAAUGUCCCCCGGGAAUUCUUCCGGGACGGCAUGCAGUUCAUCCACCGCAGCCAGAAGCCCGACCGACGGGAAUUCAUCAAGAUCAGCCAAGCUGUUGGUGUCGGUUUCCUGGUCAUGGGUGGAAUCGGCUUCAUCGUCAAGCUGGUCCACAUCCCCGUGAACAACGUCCUUGUCGGCGGUGCUUAAUUUUCUCUUUUCCUUUUCUGUCCUAACCAUCGACGACCCGACCUCUCCUACGCCCGUCAUGUCCUCCCCCUCCUUCCCCCUGAACUCGACUCGAAAAUGGUGGAAACGUGGAAACGACGAGCUAUGCACCUGCGAUGGAAACCGGGAUAUAGGCGUGCACUCCACGAUACAUACACACGGCACUGCGACGGAGGAGAUGGUCCUGAGGUUCACAGUUGUCGAAAGCGUUUCCCGUCGGUCGGAUCUCGAUCGCGAUGGCGUUCCUGCCGCGUCCGUUUUUUGUCGACAUGUCUAAUACCCUUGCUAUCGGUUGCAAUAGUUUGUAAUAAUAUGAAGCAUCUUUUUGUUGGUG
Messenger RNA from Aspergillus candidus, 662 nucleotides. RefSeq names its product translocon subunit SSS1. The coding region runs from base 98 to 310 and encodes 70 amino acids. The transcript is spliced from 3 exons. Gene Ontology annotation, biological process: protein targeting; post-translational protein targeting to membrane, translocation. The record is from RefSeq and is a predicted model, not a curated record. NCBI's taxonomy places the organism in Eukaryota, Fungi, Ascomycota, Eurotiomycetes, Eurotiales, Aspergillaceae. Gene Ontology annotation, cellular component: Ssh1 translocon complex; membrane. Gene Ontology annotation, molecular function: transmembrane protein transporter activity.